AUGUGGAAACAAGCCUGCAGGGAGUCCGCUGGAGGGACCACGAGGCCCAGAGCAGAUGUGCCAAAGAUGUCCCAUCUUGAGAUUCUGCCUGCCACAGUGUCUCAGCUGCUGGCUGCCACCAGAGUCACCAAUGACACGUUUACUAUCUGGGACUGGGAACUCAACCAGGUUUCUAUUGUGGGCAUCAUCAGAGGGUUUGCUCCGUUUGUGACCAACAUCCAGUACUCUGUGGAUGACAUGACUGGUCCCCCUCUGAAUGUGAAGCUGUGGGUUAACAUGGAGGACGGUGCAAUGAGGAACCCUGUUUCACCAGGAACAUAUGUGAGGGUGAUUGGAAGUCUACGGGACUUUAGUGGACAAAGAUCAGUACUGGCCAUUGACGUUCGUUGCAUCGACGACCUGAAUGAGAUCACAUCCCACAUGCUGGAGGUGGUGCAAGCUCAUAUGCAAAUCUUUGGAAAGGUGUUUGAUGGGAACAUGAACACCACUAUAGCUCAGCAGACCUGUAGAAAUGGUGUGCAUCACGAAGGCUUGCUGCCUGUUGGCUUGUCCACGAUCCAGAACCAGGUGCUGAAUGUAAUCCAGAGUUUCUCCAUCUGCGACGAAGGCAUCAGUUUUCAUGACCUGCAAAAGAAGCUGGACUACCUCAGCAUGUAUGACAUCAGAGGCUCCUUGGCUUUUCUCACAAGUGAAGGUCACAUCUUCUCUAUUGAUGAGCAUCAUUUCAAGUCAACAUAA
Molecule: messenger RNA, 738 nt
Organism: Cololabis saira (Pacific saury)
Lineage: Eukaryota; Metazoa; Chordata; Actinopteri; Beloniformes; Belonidae
Product: replication protein A 32 kDa subunit-like
Exons: 9
Coding region: 1-738 (245 amino acids)
Biological process (GO): nucleotide-excision repair; double-strand break repair via homologous recombination; DNA replication
Cellular component (GO): chromosome, telomeric region; nucleus; DNA replication factor A complex
Molecular function (GO): DNA binding
Source: RefSeq, a predicted model, not a curated record